Messenger RNA from Ustilaginoidea virens, 2547 nucleotides. RefSeq lists its product as uncharacterized. Lineage: Eukaryota; Fungi; Ascomycota; Sordariomycetes; Hypocreales; Clavicipitaceae. The record is from RefSeq and is a predicted model, not a curated record. The transcript is spliced from 2 exons. The coding region runs from base 1 to 2547 and encodes 848 amino acids.
AUGACUAUAAACACUGCCGCCAACGGCCAUGGUCCACGCGGCCAUGGAUCAACAACGCUGCCCUACCGUCCUCAGCCAGGUUCUCCCACGCUGACGAACCCCGACAUGAUUCUACCGGAUUACGGCGAGCCAGAGCCCCUUGACGACCGACCUCACUCGUCCUUGGCUAUAUGGGACGAUGCGCAGCGUUCCGAUCCCUUUGACGACUUCUCGCAGACUGGAUAUAUUGCAGGACCCCUCCUCCCCGCAACCCCAAUCAUCUACGGGAACGGCACCAUGCUAUCCGACAUUGGUGAGGUUACCGAGGUCGAAAGUAACGUGAGCCACCCGCCAAGCCAGAAUCCAUCCCAGUUGUCUGGCUCGGGGAGGGGCAGCGGCAGCGGCAGCGGCAUCGGCACACCGUCUCGAACGUCGCCAAUCACGGGGGAAAGGACACUCAGGAAGCGAUGGCUUGCCAUAAAACGGGAGCGCCGGCUGUCGAUCGAUUCCACAAGCACGGCCCAGACCACUGACGGUACAGACCGACUAUUUGGUGAACUUGACGACUCCGUCAGUGUCGACGACAGCAAUUUUCAAGGUGAUGAUGAGGAGAGCCUGGCUAGCGAGUUCGUCGAUGAAAUGCCCGCUCAAAACUCUGGUGCUGCAGUCGUGCCGGCUGGUCCCGGGCUGAAUGUGGAUGCAUUUUCCACCAACUCAAUAAGUAUGAGAGCCGAGCAGAUUCUCGCCAACGCCAAGCGUCGCCUUACGACCAUGGAGGGAAACCUGAACAGAGCAAGAACAUUUAGCUACUGUUCUGCUUCUAAUGGCUCGACACCUUCUCCGGGGUAUGGUUCGGACGCGUCGAUGACGGAGAGGACGAAAACCAUUCCGCCUAAUCAUUCCCGGAACGUAAGCGAAAAUAGCCUUUAUGGCGCAACACGAGCGGCUGCCCUCCCCCAACGAUCGGCGAGUGCGCUAGGUGCGGCCGAUGGCUACCGUCAACCCUUGACCCUGUCCAGGAGCGCCGAUGUUCUCGUACCCAGAAGUAGUCUCGGGUCCUUGCGGUCGCCACUGCAUUCCAUUGAGUCAACCCUGGAAACGCUGGACGAAGACGAAGGCAGUCAAGUCGACAGCUACAGCCCUCCCAGCAGUCGGUUUCAAAAUACUGCGUACGGACAACAAUUCGCAGACGCGGGCCAAGCACGGUCUGCUUCCGCCGCGCAAAUGCGAGACCUCCACGAUCAAAUGGAGGGCCUGAAGGGCAAGAUAUCGACACUGAAGGAGAAGGCCAAGCAAGAUAGUAUGAAGCGACGUAGUUUGCAGAGCUUGAGAGCUCUGAGCCCUUUUACCUAUUCCCAAUGGGAUCAAGGAUAUGCCGGCUGCAAGUCUUCGAUUCCUCCUGAAGAUGGUAGCUUGGGGCUUGCGGCUCCCUUGAACGGGACCGUCCAUGGCUUGGACAAUGGCGAGCCUACGACUAAAACACAGGUUCAAUCGCAGCCGCUUGACAGGGAGGCCCAAGAUUGUACUCCGCAAGGAAUUUACGACGACUGCAUACACCAAGACGAGCUGCUGCAAUCACUCGAAGAGGGUGACGUUUUGGGUGCCGACAGUAAAGACGAUAAGGUUGAUAAUGUCGAUCAAGCCGACCAAGUUGGUUUCGACGACGAUAUUAGUGAAAGUGGCGAGUCGCUCUAUCACGACAGCCAGCAAGAACCAACGGACAUUUCACACGAAGAUCGGGAAGACGCGUUCGACUAUGAGCACUUCUUUUUGCAUUCGGCGAUGGGGACCCUCAGUCGACAGAGGAUGAGCAGAAGUGGUAGUUUUAGCAGCGAGGAGUCUGACGCUUCAGUGGAAACUACGCGGGGGCCAGCAAUCCUUCACGGACGUCGCCCCAGCAUCGAUACUAUGACGUCGGUCAACACGUUUGCCACCGCUCGAGAGGUGAUGGAGAGUCGCAGCUCGACGUCGCAGUCGUUUAGGGUCCAUGGAGACGGAUUUGCGACGGUAGAUCCCGAAUACGAGGAUGUGACUCUCUCGGCAGCCGGGGGUGACAAGUCGGGAGGCUCUGGCCACGGCGGCGGCGGCGGCGGCGGCUGCUCUCCUGAAAGUCAUCAGGAGCACGCGCGCCACGGCUCAGUUGUUUACCGACCUGCUGUUUCCCACAAGGAUGCACCCCACCACAGGCCAUCGGUCUCGUCCUUUGAGUCGACCGGAACCAACAGGAGCUUCCCGUUGGUCAAUAAAACCACCAGUCUGAGUGGAGGAACGUCGGGACCAAGCGGUUCUCCAGACAAUCAAUCGAAGCAGGUGGCCGAGUCCCUCAUGAACGAAACUGCCAGCAUUUGCGACAGGGACGCUCCGGGCAGUGGGCCGUCGUCCCCUGCGAUGCAAACAUUGUCACGAGAGGACCAGGUACUAGUUGAGCAGGUCGUGGCAAGUUUAGGAAAAUGCGUCUUGGGGCUCAGCGAGGCAACCCGGCGAGGGACGGGCAAUCAUGAGUACUACCGACACAGGAUCGAGGCGGCCAAGCGACUUCUCGAAAACAUCCCUGACCGGAUCCUUUGA